ACAUGUCCAUUACCUGGUUACUCUCUUCUAUAUUUUAUAAAUAAUUCCCAUUUUGUAUGAAAUACUAAUUGAUUUAAUCGUACUAACAAUAAUAUAUGCUGUAUAAUUACAAUUUUGUAUGAAUUAUGGCUGUAGUAAAAACCCCAGUACUUAAAGUAAUAUUGUGUGGCGAAUACGGAGUUGGUAAAAGUUCUUUAUUCCGUCGCUUUAUUAACAACACUUUCCUUCCUAAUUCAGAUAGAAGGUCGACAUUAGGAUUAGAUCAUUUUGAAAAAUUAUAUCAAGUUGGCGAUAAGGAUGUCAAGUUACAGCUGUGGGAUACAGGCGGUAUGGAAAGAAUUGCUUCUGUCACUUCAAGUUAUUAUAAAUUUGCCGAAGCAGCUAUUUUAGUAUUCUCUUUGGAUAAUGCCUCAUCAUUUCAUGUAUUAAGUCAACACUUAUUAGAUAUAGUCACUUAUGCAGAGAAUGCUAAGAUAUUUUUAUGUGGAAAUAAAUCUGAUUUAGAAGGUUCAGCUCCUCAAGUUACGGAUGCAGAUAUAGAAAAUUUUUGUGAACAGUGCCAUAAUUUAAUCAGCACUACUUAUAAAACAUCAUGUAAAACAGGCAAAGGAGUGGAAGAAAUGUUUUCAGAUAUUGCAUUGCAACUAGUUGAAACAAAUAGAUCAAGAAUAGAACUGCAAACAUUAGACCAUAACAGUUUCAAGAUAACCAAUCCAGAACCUCUUGAAGAACCAUCAUGUAGUUGUUGAUUUUCUUUUAAUAAUAUAAAUUAUUUAUUCUCAAUAAUUAUCUGAUGAUGUAAGAUGUAAGAGCUCCAAAUAUAUUUUUAAAUUUACUGUAAGUGAUGGAACUGAUUAAUAAAUAUUGAUCUCUGUCUUUAAAAUAUGCUUAAAAUUUCUUAUUUUAGAGACAGAUUAACAUUUAUUGUUUAAUAAAUAUCAUAAUACAUAGUACAGUUUGGCUCUAAUAUCUAAAAUUGUGAGUGUUAUGGUAGUUUGUGUUAGAAUAAGUGUUUUGAAUAACUUUUAUCAUUAAGAACCUAGUUACAAGGACAAUGACAAUUUGAUUUUAUUAUAUUCAAUAACAUAAACAAAAAUUUAUUAAAUUUAUAAACAAUAUGUUAUAGCUUUAAUAAUCAUAGCAAAGCUUUAAUUUGGUGGCUGGAUAGAGUAAGUUUUUUUGUUAUGUUUUUUUUAAUUGUACAGAUUUUUUCUAUACUGGAUUUAAACAACCAAUAAAAAAUAUCUAGAUUAUAAAAUGAAAAAAUCAACUACUAGCAAAAAGUUUUUAAAUGAAAAUACUGAAAUCUGUAGUUGUGGUUCAGUCUGUGAUACUGAAUUAUAAUAUCAACAUCAUACUAUUUUUUAAACACAUUUUUAUAAGGUUGCAUAGGUAAAUUACAAAAAUAGAAUCCUUUAAAUUAUGUUGUCUUAUCUUUCCAUAUGUCUUAUAUGCCCAUCUACUUAUUUAUCUAUUUGCCCAAUGGUUGACUAGUAGAGAACACUGUCCAUUGUUAAAUCUGCCAAAUGUAUAUAGAAUUUUACUGUGCAUUAGUUUAAUAAAUAUGUCAUUGCCUCAUAAUUUAUAUGCCUUAAAUUCUAAGAAACAUAAGGAUUUAGAAAAAUAAUGGCUAUCUUCUGAAUGCAUAUGCAAUUUAUUAUUUGUAUUUAUAUUGUUCUUUUUUGCAAAUUUUUCUCUACUUUGUAGAAAUGAUCUAUGAAGUCCUAUGUUAGUUAUAAUAUAUACAAGUCUUUUAAAUAAUGUUGAGAAUAUUAUAU
Galleria mellonella (greater wax moth) is the source of this 1778-nucleotide messenger RNA. RefSeq names its product ras-related protein Rab-4B (gene RabX6). The transcript has 4 exons. Bases 126 to 749 code for a protein of 207 amino acids. Gene Ontology annotation, cellular component: endosome. Gene Ontology annotation, biological process: regulation of endocytosis. Gene Ontology annotation, molecular function: GTPase activity; GTP binding. The record is from RefSeq and is a predicted model, not a curated record. Lineage: Eukaryota; Metazoa; Arthropoda; Insecta; Lepidoptera; Pyralidae.